GAGCCCCGAGACUCCCGUCGGCGAGGAGCCCUUCCGUUCGCCCCGCGCAGCCCGGUCCGGCGAAAGGGAUGGAGCCGGGGCCCGCGUGGGGCCGGACGGCGUGCAUCGUGACGGGCGCGUCGCGGGGGCUCGGCCGGAGCUUGGCCCGCCUGCUGGCCGCCCACCUGCCGCCCGGCUCGGCGCUGCUGCUGGUGGCGCGCUCGGCGGGGCCACUGGGCCGGCUGGAGGGCGAGUUGCGCGCCGCCUGCCCGGGGCUUCUGGUGCGGGCCUUGCCCGCCGACCUGGGCUCCGAUCAGGGGCUGCGGCGCGUGGCCGAGGCCGGCCGGGAGCUGCGCGAGGCCCGAGACCCUCAGCGCCUGCUGCUCAUCAACAACGCCGGGACUCUGGGCGACGUCUCCAAGACCUUCUGCGACUUCUCCGAGCCCGGCGACGUCAACAGCUACCUAAACCUCAAUGUGACCUCCGCCCUCUGCUUGACCGCCUCCAUCCUGAAGGCCUUUCCUGCCCAACCGGGCUUCAGCCGCGUGGUGGUCAACGUCUCCUCCCUCUGCGCCCUGAAGCCCUUCAAGAGCUGGACCCUCUACUGCGCGGGAAAGGCGGCUCGGGACAUGAUGUUCCGGGUCUUAGCGGCCGAAGAGCCAGACGUGCGGGUGCUGAAUUACGCCCCAGACGCUCUCAUCGCCCGGCUGCGGCAGUGCUACUUCCUUCCACCCCUGUGA
Messenger RNA from Pseudonaja textilis, 719 nucleotides. Lineage: Eukaryota; Metazoa; Chordata; Lepidosauria; Squamata; Elapidae. The record is from RefSeq and is a predicted model, not a curated record.